AUGCCCUCUCCACAGACAGUCAGACGGCUCAUUUUGACCGGAGCUGUAACCUCAAUCACUAUCGCAGGAACUCUUUACGGCGCAGGAUUGAAGACAAACACCGAAGUUGCACAGACAACCCAGAAACGCCGUGAAGCAACGAUAGAGUCGAAACUGGAGGUUCUCCGAGAGACGCGGACUACUCUGGUCUCUAAGAAGGACAUGGUUGAGAAACAAUUACGAGACCUCGAGGCUAGGAUCGAAGACAGGAAACGCAAGGGAGUCGAUGCUGCGAGCAAGGAACGGCCGCAUGAAGGCUGA
Molecule: messenger RNA, 300 nt
Organism: Penicilliopsis zonata CBS 506.65
Lineage: Eukaryota; Fungi; Ascomycota; Eurotiomycetes; Eurotiales; Aspergillaceae
Exons: 2
Coding region: 1-300 (99 amino acids)
Source: RefSeq, a predicted model, not a curated record